AUGGAAGCGGUUACCUUUAACUUAGAAUCACUUGAAACUGUCAGCGAUAAAAAGCUAAAACUAUUUGGCUUUCUGAUUGAUCCUUGUGCAAAAGGCUCGAAAGACGGAGAAUCCAUUGAGGAACAAGGAGGUUUUAAUUUUAUCCCUUCAAAUCGCAAGAAAUACAAAUGCCGGUUUUGUUGUAAGAAGUUUGUGAAUUCACAGGCUUUGGGGGGUCACCAAAAUGCCCAUAAAAAGGAGAGAGUGAAGAAGAAAAAGAUGGAGCUUCAAGCUAAAAAGGCUAAGUUCAAUCUUUAUUCCGGGUCAAUUCACGCUUCUACUUUGACUUUCGAUUGCUUUUCAUCGUAUUUUAGCUUCUGCUACUCGGAAGACUAUCAAAAUAUAAACUUCAGCCAUACCCGCAUUGGCGAUUUACCUUGCUUUACUUCUUGCUCCAAGUUCCAGCAAGAUGUCGUGCUUACAGGAUAG
Molecule: messenger RNA, 468 nt
Organism: Helianthus annuus (common sunflower)
Lineage: Eukaryota; Viridiplantae; Streptophyta; Magnoliopsida; Asterales; Asteraceae
Product: zinc finger protein 5-like
Exons: 1
Coding region: 1-468 (155 amino acids)
Biological process (GO): trichome differentiation; cytokinin-activated signaling pathway; trichome morphogenesis
Cellular component (GO): nucleus
Molecular function (GO): transcription cis-regulatory region binding; DNA-binding transcription factor activity
Source: RefSeq, a predicted model, not a curated record